Molecule: messenger RNA, 7533 nt
Organism: Penicillium odoratum
Lineage: Eukaryota; Fungi; Ascomycota; Eurotiomycetes; Eurotiales; Aspergillaceae
Exons: 9
Coding region: 1-7533 (2510 amino acids)
Biological process (GO): fatty acid biosynthetic process; secondary metabolite biosynthetic process
Molecular function (GO): fatty acid synthase activity; oxidoreductase activity; phosphopantetheine binding
Source: RefSeq, a predicted model, not a curated record
AUGACAACUCUUGUCAACGAAAUGUCAGGCCAACAGACCCCACCGGUGGAGCCUAUCGCCAUUAUUGGCAUGGCUUGUCGUUUUGCCGGCGAUGCAACAAACCCGUCGAACCUCUGGAACGUGCUUUCUAAGGGCCGCACAGGAUGGAGCGGAAACGCGGGAAAUCGAUUCAAAAUGGAUGCAUUCUGGCAUCCAAAACCAGACAUCAGCGGGACAUUCAAUACUCGAGGUUUUCAUCUUCUUAAGCAGGAUCCAGCGGUGUUCGAUAACGACUUUUUCGCUAUCAACGGCGUCGAGGCCAAGGCUAUGGAUCCUCACCACCGAAUGAUGCUCGAGGUCGCGUAUGAAACAUUUGAAGAUGCAGGGAUUGCAUUGGAAGAAUUGGAAGGAUCCAAUACGGGGGUAUACUGCACAGGUAGCCCACAUGAUUAUGAUUCUAUGCUAAGCCGGGAUCCCGAAUCAUCUCCGAAAUAUCGCUUUACGGGAACUGGGCCUUCAUUUACUGCUAAUCGCGUGUCUGCCCACUAUGCGAUUCAUGAGGCCUGUCAAGCACUUCGUGCUGGUGAUGUCGACCAGGUUCUGGUAGGUGGUGCCAAUUUGAUUUUGGAUCCGGAACGCACCGCCAUAAUGGCGUCGUUGCAGGUCCUGUCCGAUCAUGGUCGUUCUUAUGCUUUUGAUGAAAAGGCAAACGGAUAUGGCCGAGGCGAAGGGGUGGCCGCCGUGAUGCUGAAACCAUUGAACGUAGCCCAACAAAAUGGAGACACCAUCCGAGCCGUUAUUAGGGGUACUGCGAUCGGUGCUGACGGAAGAACGCACGGCAUCACGAUGCCGUCUUUGGAUGCGUACCAAAAAGUUAUUUGGAAAGCAUACAGACAGGCCCGCCUCGACCCCAAGGAUACGCCAUUUGUCGAAGCCCACGGCACUGCGACACCUAUGGGAGACAAGGUAGAGGCAGAGGCCGUCGCAAAGAUCUUCUGCCAAGGUCGAAUGAAAGACACCGAACUGCUUUUGGGCAGUGUGAAAGCAAAUCUUGGCCACACGGAGUUAAUUUCAGGAAUUGCAAGUAUCAUCAAAGGGAUUUUGAUGCUGGAAAAUGGGAUGAUUCCACCAAACCCGACUUUUACUCGGGCUAGGGAAGACCUCCAAUUGACCGAGUCAGGCAUAAGGGUUCCCACCAAGCUUCAGCAAUGGCCAGAAGGUCUACCGCGACGAGUCUCCAUCAAUAGUAAUGGAUAUGGAGGGACACCCGCACAUGUAAUCCUUGAAGUCGCGCCUGCCCAGUCCCCAAGAUCGGCCUCUGUACAUAGGCCCUUGCUCGUUGUUUUGAGCCAUAAACGCGAUCAAGGGCUUGUGGCGGCUGCGAAGAAAUUGAGGCGAUUUCUGUCUGAUAUCAAGCCAGAGCAGGGAAAGGAAUAUUCUUUUCUCGGUGAUCUUGCCUUUACCCUUGGUACCAAACGCUCACAUCAUUCGUACAAAGCAAGUUUUGUGGUAUCUUCCAUCACCGAGCUUCAGGAUCGUUUGGACCGCAUUACCACAAGCGUUGACCAUCCAACAAAGUCAGCCUUGCGACCAAAAGUCCAAUAUGUUUUCACCGGACAAGGUGCUCAAUGGGCCGGGAUGGGUCGCGACCUCAUAGCACUGUACCCUGUCUUUGCCCGUUCCAUUCAAGCAUCUGAGCGGGAAAUCAUCCGCUUGGGCGGGUCGUGGUUUCUCACCACUGAAAUUACCUGCCAUGGAGAUAUAUCUCGACUCUCUGAUGCGGAGUUUGCCCAACCUUGCAGCACUGCCAUUCAGAUUGCUUUGGUAGAUCUUUUGGAAUCAUGGGGCAUUCGCCCGGACUUGGUUUGCGGGCAUUCGAGCGGAGAGAUUGCAGCAGCAUAUGCGGCCAAACAUCUCACCGCCCAAGAUGCGAUAAAGGUGGCCUUCCUCCGUGGUCUAAUGACGAAAUCUAAGGCGCCGAAUAUUUCUGGUGCCAUGCUGGCCGUAUCUGUUGGCGACGUACGGGCACGGGAAUACGUUGCGCGGGUAGGCGAACCGAUAGCACUUGCCUGCAUCAACAGCCCGUCAAGUGUGACUCUAUCUGGGGAAAGAGCUCAUCUAGAGAUACUCGAAUCGCAGCUCAAAGAGGAAGGCAUAUUCACUCGAUUCCUGGAUGUGGAUUUUGCUUAUCAUUCGCCCUACAUGAGUCAUGCAGCCGAGGGGUACCAGUCUCUUAUACAACACAUUGCUCCGCUGCCAGCCGGGGAUACCGCCAUCAAGAUGAUAUCCUCGGUUACGGAAGAGGAAAUACAGCCUAAUGAGCUUGAUGCUAGCUACUGGGCAAGAAGCAUGAUAUCGCCAGUUCGAUUCUCUGGUGCCCUUUCCAAUAUCCUGAAGCGUAGUACAGAGACGCCUUCCGACUUAAACAUAGUCAUUGAACUUGGUCCACAUCCAGCGCUCCGCACACCGAUCAUGCAGGUAAUAGGAUCGACCGGUUUGGGAAGUCAGGCAAUCUACCUUUCCACUUUAUCUCGACAAAAAAAUGCUGUAGCAACAACCCUCGACCUGGUGGGAAGGCUCUUUCUCCAUGGUGUCAACAUCAACCAUGACAUGGUCAACAACCCAACGCAAGAGACACCACAGAAGGUCCUACAUGACCUACCAACAUACCAGUGGCAUCAUGAAACAUCUUACUGGGGUAUGUCUCGUAGGAGCGACGCCUACAGGCUGCGCAAAUUCCCACGGCAUGAUCUUUUGGGCCUCAGAACUGAGGACAGCGUCGACGUGGAGCCUAUCUGGCGGAAUCAUCUGCGUCAUUCCGAGCUACCGUGGCUGAAAGACCACCGCAUCCAAGGACAGAUCCUAUUCCCUGUAGCUGGGUACAUCACCAUGAUAGUAGAAGCCUUGCAGCAACAGUCUCUUACAACUGGCCACACCUUCCGAGACAGGCAUAUCUACUUCAGACAAGUUUCGAUUCAGGUUCCCGUCGUAAUCGCAGAAGAUUCAGAGCAGAUCGAGACCUUAGUACAGGUGCGGCCCGCGUCCUAUUCCUGGAAGGAUAAUUCAGAAAUAUGGCAGGAGUUCCGUGUUUUCUCCCUCAAUGGCAGUGAGUCCACAGAGCAUUGUCGAGGCCUUGUGGCUGUUUUCGAAGAUACGCUACAACGUGAAGAUGCUGGAUUUGGGAUCCACUUAUUCACCGAUGACUCGGGGCAUGGAAAUUCCGCCGAGGCACUUUCUUGGCGAGAAGUCAAGCUUGAGCAGUUUUAUAAGGAAUUGGCUGCUAUAGGUCUCGAAUAUUCAGGGCCUUUCACAUCUAUGCAGACAGGUCGAUCUCGUGAUCUUCAGGGGCUCUCUACUAUUCAAAUUCCAGACACCGGCUCGGGCAUGCCAUUCAGCCAUCAAAAGACCCAUCUCAUCCACCCUGCUACACUCGACUCGUGCUUCCAUACUGCUUUCCUCGGCAUGAAAGCCUCGAGUGAGCUCAAUUCUACUUGCAUAAUUGAGUGGCUUGAUGAGCUUCACCUAUCAUCGAAUAUUGCCUCACAGCCGGGAAGCAUCCUUACGGUGGAAGCGCAGGUUUGCAGCCAUGGUACUUCACGAUUCAAGGCCGAAAUUAUCGCUAUGGACCCGGAUAACCGAGAAGGCGCGGCGGUUCUCCAUGCAAAGGGGGUCUCCUUUGUCCCGUUGAGUGAUGCGCCUACGGAUACGAAAUCUUCACGAACGAAGGCACCAUUCUGCCGAAUUCAGUGGAGCUUAGAUCCGACUUUGUCAACCAGUCAAGACGUACUCAGCCACUGUCUCCUAAAGCCUCCCCAAAUUUUGCCUGACUUCAGAUCUACGCUCGAUGAGUACUGUCGUGUCAUUAUUCGUCAGACAUUGGAUGGUCUGUCUACAGAAGAUGAACAGAAGAUAGUGGACCAUCGACAUCAACUGCUCCAGUGGAUGCGUUCCCAAUACGUCGAAUGCACAUCAAAUCCUGACAAAGAGCUGCAGAGCCGCAUAGAUGCCUCCGGCGUCUCGGGAAAGUUGCUGUCUCAACUCCAACCACACCUGCAUGACUUCCUGCUAGGAGAUAUCGACGCCCUGGAGAUUCUUUUCCAGAAUGAUCUGGCCGAUGAAAUCUAUUCAGAAGAUAUCCUGCUUAAAAUUUGCCAAGAGCAACUGGCCAAAUAUGUUGAGUUGGCUAAUUUCAAAGCACCGGAUAUGCGUAUUCUGGAGAUAGGGGGUGGUACUGGCGGACUGACCCUCCCUCUUGCCCAAGCUCUAUUUGGGGACGCUGAUUCUGACGGUAGAGGGACAUAUGUCUUCACAGAUAUAUCUACCGCAUUUUUCACUCGUGCCAAAUCUAAGCUAGGAAAGCUUGGGUCUUUUUUGGAGUACAAAAAACUUGAUAUCGAGGUAUCUCCUGAAGAGCAAGGAUUCGAGCCCGAGUCCUUUGAUCUGGUUGUUGCGUCUAAUGUACUUCACGCGACGCAAAUCAUGGAUCAAACUCUCGUUCAUAUUCGUAAACUUUUGAAACCGACCGGAAAAAUUGCGAUUGUUGAAGUAACGAAUCCCUCUUUGCGAUUCGGUUUCUGGGGCUGUUUACCGGGCUGGUGGCGUGGUUAUAAGGAUGAUCGUGACCUGUCUCCACUUCUCAGCACAGCUGGAUGGGACAAGGCAUUGAAGAACGCUGGAUUCUCCGGCGUGGAUCUUGAGAUGAAAGACAUUUGCACGCACCAGCACGAGUUCAGCACGAUCAUAUCUGCUAAGAUACAAUUGGAGGGGAUUGACUCGCAGGACGAGGUCAAGAUCGUGACAAUGGAUCAGGAAAACGGGGUCGGUCGCCACCUGUGUGAAGCACUACAAUCAAAAGAUGCGUCUCGCACCGUAUCCCAAGCAUAUCUAUCAGAUGUUUUAGAGCCCGGUGGUAAGUUUAUUUUUCUUUUGGAACUCACAAGCAACUUCUUGCAAUCGCCUUCGGAGCAACAUUGGAAUAACCUUCGUCACAUCAUGAGUCAAGCGGAAAGUAUUUUGUGGGUGAGCUGCGGAGGUACUGUUGAUUGUCCAGAACCCAGUCAGGGUAUGAUCAGCGGUCUGGCUCGUAGCCUGAGAUCUGAAAAUCAUGAAAUGAAGUUUGUGACCCUCGAUCUUGACCCUCAGUCAGCUUCGGAUGUCCGGACGGCAGAAGACAUCUUACGUAUUUUCCGCGGCACCAUUGACUCUGUCACUCAUGAACAGCCUCUUUUGGAAUGGGAAUUUGCCAUCCGGGGGGGGAAGGUAUUGAUACCUCGCCUAGUUCACGACUCUCAAAUAGAAGACUACGUCCGGGACUCGAUAUCCCAAUAUCACCCUCGUCUAGAAGCCGAGGUGAAGCCAGACCGCGCCCUUGUGCUGAGGAUUGGCACCCCCGGGAUCUUAGACUCACUUUACUGGAUUGAUUCUCCUUCUCAUUCGCUAGCUCUCGAGCCUAAACAAAUUCGCCUCGAAAUGCACUACACCUCGUUGAAUUUCAAAGACCUAAUGGUUGCGAUGGGACAGUUACCUGGCAUCUCAACGCUAAUAUUCGAAGGCAGCGGCAUUGUGAAAGAAGUAGGUGAAGAUGUCCAAGGAAUUUAUACCCCUGGGCAAGCUGUUUAUGCUUUUCACCCACACGGACUAGCAACGACUAGCAACAUUGGCGUUGAGUACGUACAUCCCAUUCCGGAAGGUAUGGAUAUAGAGUCCGCUGCCGCCGUGCCAGUUGUGUAUGCAACAGCCCUUUAUGCCUUGCGGGAUGCUGCCCGUAUUCAACCCGGUGAAUCCGUCCUCAUCCACUCCGGCGCAGGUGCAGUGGGUCAGGCAGCAAUUGCACUGGCCCAAUAUUUUGGUGCCAGCGAGAUCUUUGUUACAGUCGGCAACCCGGAGAAGGCUGAAUUCAUAAAGCAGAAGUUUUCUAUCCCAGAUGAAAACAUAAUAUCUUCCCGCAGCACGGAUUUCAGCAAACAAGUUCGCCAUCGAACAAAUGGACGAGGGGUCGAUGUUGUGCUGAACUCACUUAGUGGAGACGCAAUUCGACAGAGCUGCAAUGCUCUCGCCUCGUUUGGUCGAUUUGUCGAGAUUGGCAAGAAAGAUAUUUUAUCGAACGCGCGACUUGAGAUGCGAAGCCUGGAAAAAAAUAUCACUUUCGCCGUUGUUGACCUGGCACUUCUCGCAUUAGAGCGCCCUAGCGUGGUCCAAGGCCUCGUCCAUACUUGCCUCGACCUUGUGCAUAGCUCAAAGACGACGCCUGUUUCACCCAUCGUGACAAAACCCAUCGGAGCGAUCGGCGACCACUUUCGCGAUAUGCAGGCUGGGAGGCACACAGGGAUGCUCUUAGUGCGUAUAAAGUCAAUGGGCAACAUGAUGGUACAACCUCCUCGGCCUAAGUUGGCUAAACUUCAGAGUGAUAGCUCUUACCUCAUUGUGGGCGGUACUGGAGAGGUUGGUCGUGCCACGGCCAAGUUUCUCGGACAACUUGGGGGGGGGCAUGUCAUUACGCUAUCCCGAUCUGGAGGAGACACAAAGAAAAUGAACACCCUCGCUGAAGAGUUGCGCAGGCUCAAUGUGGACUUGACGACUAUCAAAGGGGAUGUGGCUGACCCUGACACUAUGGCUAAAGUCCAAACCGCGAGUGGGAACCGGCCAUUGCGCGGUAUUAUACAUGCAGCAACACCCUCAACGUUGGGCGCCACGGUCAGCAAGAUGACUCGCAAAGAAUGGAUAACCAGCACCAGAACGAAAGUGACAGGAACAAUGAAUCUGACCCAGUAUUUCGGUGCUGAGCUUGACUUCCUCAUUCUCACCAGCAGCUUGAGUGGUAUCGUUGGUAUAUACGGAACCAGCAGCUAUUCUGCUGCAAAUACGUUCCAGGAUGCUUUUGCCCGGCACCAUGCCCUCCGCGGCCUCCCUGUCCGAUCAUUAGAUCUUGGAUUAAUUACUACCGGAGGAGUGGUUGCUGACCGACCAGACGCGGAGGAGGUGAUGAAGUUGCUAUUUAAGCAUGGGAUCCAGAUUACCACCAUGCAGGAGGUUCUGGCUCUGAUAAACUGCGCGAUUCAAGCUCCACCCGUGAAUGAUGCAGAUGAUGCGCAGAUAUUGUGCCGAGUACGACGAGUAGAUCCACAGUCCCACAUGGAUGAAGAAUCUGUCGAGCGCCCAGAUGCCCGCUUUUCUCACAUAUGGAUCAAUCCGGCACCCGGGGAAGCGCUUGACAGCCGAACACAAGCCCCUCCUGGAGUGCAACCAAUCUUGCGGGCUACCGCUGACCCUGUCGCAGCCAUCAAGUUUACACUCUUUGCAAUUAAAAGCAAACUUUCUCAACUUAUUGCCAUCCCAGAGACUGAGCUACAGGACGACCGGUCGAUUGCCAGCUAUGGAGUGGACUCUCUCAUCUCCGUUGAGCUCAGGAACUGGAUUGUCACACAGCUGGGUGCUCAUGUCCAGAUGAAGGAGAUCAUGAGCUCCAUACCAAUGGCACAGGUUGCGGAGAUGCUCGCUCGACGGUCAAGGUUCGUCAAGACGAGUAUUUUUGAAGGGAAAGAGGGUUCUAAGUAG